CUCUUCUUGGAGAGUCACAAACACCAAACCAAACCUCUCUUAAUGCUCCUCUUGUACUGCUGUGUGAGCCGUGGCCAUGACCUCGCACGCGAUUGGACGAAGGCGAGAAGCCUGUCGGGCUCCUCCAAUCACACGCGAGGUUAUUGAUAUAAGGAAAAUCUUGUGAGACGUGCGCGCAUGCGUAUGAUAUAAACAACAAACGCGAUGUGCCGGGAGCUCUGUGUGAUAUCAACACAGUGUGCUGUCAGUUGAAAGAUGGAAGUCCCAAGACUGAAGAAACGACCUUGGCGCUUCUGUGAACAAUAACAUUGCAACACUGAACUGUGUCAUACACAGUAUUUUGACCACAGAAAGCGCUAUUUCAAAAAUGGAGUUUGGGAGAAAAAAUCCAAAAGGACUACGUCAGGUCAGAUAACGUACAGAGCCUGCUGCUAUCCAGUCAUGAACCCGCUGUGAGUGAUGUCCUGUCAUGUGUAAAGACCCGGAGGAUAACUUUACUGGAGUUAGAGAGAUUGGUGAAAGUAAAAUGCAAUCCGAGGACCCAGAAAAAAAGUGAUUGAAGAAUUUGAAGAAAUGCACCCAGCGAAUUGCAGUUCAGACAACGACGAAACAGCAGAUGACCAAAGCAUUCAUCUUUUCCUGGACAUCUCCUGUUGUGUGGAUGACUAUGUGGAUGAAGAGGGGGAAAUCCUUGCUGAGGAGCAGAGUGAAGCCUAUCCUCACAUACAAGAUGGGGAGGAGCAUGGAAGUGAUCAGUCCAGAAGUGAAAAAACAGAACACUUGUUGAUGAAACUUUUGGCCAUGAUGAAAUUGACUGGUAUCCUCCGUGACGACUUCUUACAGUAUGUGGUUUGUCCAAAAUGUAUGACAGUGUACAUCCUUACUGAAACCUAUGAGCGCAGACGGGAUGGUACAAAGGUUUGCAGGACUUGUGGUCACAUCCCAUUCUACAAUCACCCACAGCAGAGGUCUGCAUUAAGGAAGAAAUAUGGCUCUGCCUUGCUAAUAAAGGCUACAUAUUCGAGCCGUGAAGAGUAUGUCCAUCCAAUACGUUCUUACUGUUACAAGAGUGUUGUGCAGUCUCUGGGAGGACUUGUUAAAAGACUUGGAUUUGAAGAGAAAUUAGAUGAAAGGCGAAAGCGGGAACUGCCAAAGGGUGUGUUAGGAGAUGUAAAUGAUGGACAAGUAUGGCAGGAUUACCAGUAUGUGAAUUCAAUAAACUGUAGUCAUGCCACUAUGCACAGUAUUUGAGCUGUGAUGUAAUUGCACAAGUUACCUUGCUUCAUUCCCAUCCGGACAGACAUUUUGUUGUUUGACAUGUUGUUUGAUGGUGUUUGCAUAGAAUGCACAAAUUGAGCCUGAUUAAAACUCUGUUAAAACAAUUAAAAUUGUUGAAAUAAAUA
This is a messenger RNA of Misgurnus anguillicaudatus (oriental weatherfish), 1403 nucleotides long. NCBI's taxonomy places the organism in Eukaryota, Metazoa, Chordata, Actinopteri, Cypriniformes, Cobitidae. The record is from RefSeq and is a predicted model, not a curated record.